UGAGACUGGAUAACAAUCCCAGAUUAAACUUGGCCCCGGUUGCUAUAGUAACAUUUAACCCCAUAGGCCGGUCUGAGGAAUUUGCCCCUCUCUUCUUCUCCACCCACUCGGCCGCUCAUCGCUCUCUCUUUCUCCUGUCAGCUGAGCUCGUCCAAAGGGUUCGCACAGAGGCGAAGACGAUCGUGGCGUUGGGAGGUCCUCCAAUUGUUUGCAUCUGUGGGUGAGAGCUUCUUCACAGAGUCGACGAAGAAGACGACAUCGCUGGACAGAACGAAGAACACAGCUUCUUCUUGAGAUGCUUGUUUGGAGCAAGAUCCUGAGAGUAAAGUGGCUUGCGAGACCUGUGCCGAAACAAAUGUGGUUAUGAUCCUUGUUGGUCUUGAUGCCGAUAGUUGCAAGGUUCUUGUCAAUAUUGAACAACAAUGCCCUGAAAUUGCCCAGGUUGUUCAUGGUCACUUCACCAAGAAACCUGAGGAGAUUAGAGCUGGUGACCAAGGACACAUGUUUGGUUAUGCGACCGAUGAAACCCCUGAGCUGAUGCCACUAACCCAUGUUCUUGCUACUAAACUUGGAGCCAAACUCACAGAGGUGAGAAAGAAUGGAACUUGCCCCUGGCUCAGGCCUGAUGGUAAGAUCCAAGUGACUGUUGAGUACAGUAAUGAGAUGGGGGUGAUGAUCCCAUUGAAGGUCCACACUGUUGUUAUCUCAACCCAACAUGAUGAGACCGUCUCAAACGAGCAAAUUGGAAAGGACUUAAAGGAGCAUGUGAUUAAGCCGGUCAUUCCUUCCAAGUACAUUGACGACAAGACAAUUUUUCACCUCAACCCAUUAGGCCGAUUUGUUAUUUGUGGGCCUCGUGGGGAUGCAGGGCUAACUGGUAGGAAGAUUAUAGUCGACACAUGGUGGCUGGGUGCCCAUGGCGGUGGUGCCUUCUCAGGAAAGGAUCCCAGCAAGGUGGAUCGUAGCGGUGCAUAUAUAGCCAGGCAGGCUGCAAAGAGUGUGGUGACUUCAGGGCUUGCCCGUCGAUUUAUUGUGCAAGAUUCUUAUGCAAUAGGUAUGCAAGAACCAUUAUCAGUAUUUGUUGACACUUACAGAACGGGGAAGAUUCCAGACAAGGAUAUUCUGGUUCUAAUCAAGCUGAACUUUGAUUUCAAGCCAGGGAUGGUUUCAAUCAAUCUUGAUUUGAAAAGAGGAGGCAACUUCAGGUAUCAGAAGACUGCUGUUUAUGGCCAUUUUGGCCGUGAUGACCCAAAUUUUACAUGGGAAACUGUUAAGCUCCUUAAUCCUAAAUAGGGCUGUUAUGAUCCACCACAACUGGAUGCUUUCCCAAGCAUUCUUCUUUUUGAUUGCCUACCUCACCCUGUGAAGAAGAGUACAAAUUGGGCAAUUUUGUAUAAAUCUCGAAGUUGGUCUUUCAAGUGCAAUGGUUUUCGAAUUAAACAGAGAAGUAUUAGAUGUUGCACAGCUGAAGUUGAAGUAAUUGAAGUACUGUAUAGUUGGGGAAUCGUUUUAUUUAUUCUUGUUAUUUCUUUUUUAGCCAAUUUUAUGCACUAAUGUUUGGGAAGUAUGUGUUUUUGGGUAAACCUGCAUGAGGUUCUGUUCCC
Ilex paraguariensis (yerba mate) is the source of this 1604-nucleotide messenger RNA. NCBI's taxonomy places the organism in Eukaryota, Viridiplantae, Streptophyta, Magnoliopsida, Aquifoliales, Aquifoliaceae. The record is from the annotation of a GenBank genome assembly.